CAGAUGGGCUGGCUGGUAGCAAUGAUACGACCCAACCAUCUUUCGGGUUAGCUUUAUUGCUAGCUUGCUAAUCUACCUGCAAAAGCACGGGCUAGUCUCCGUAUGAAUCAAUGCGACAAAGGUAGCCAAGUAGCUACCUUCGCCGUCCUUUGUCAGACUGUUGUAGUAACGUUACAUGGCUUAAAAAGAAAGUUGCGUCGAAAGCAGACGUUAGAUAACAUUAGCUGAUGCUGGUUAAGAUUAAGAACCAUUAACGAGUGGUUUGGUUUGGCCGGUGUUUCUUCUUUGGGCUGGCCGUCGUCCCUCAGAGCGCCCCCAGGGACCCGCGCGCCCCGGCCUCCCCGUGAAGGCGGGACCCCCGCGAGCGGCGUCCGCGCGGCCCGGAGGGGACGAUAAGAAUGGGACGCGCCUCCCGGGACGGAACCCGCACCCCGCCGCCCCGUCGCCCGGAGUCCGCGCCCUCCCAGGGUCCGAGGCCCGCAUAGCCGAGCGCACCGAGCGCGCCCAGGUUGUGGCCUCCCUGAGGGAGACUGCAGAGAAAGAGGUGGCCGAGAGGAGACUGACUGUUCUGUGCUGAGGAGAGCCAGACUCACAGGUGGGAAUGUCUGAAGAAGCGGAGCUGAGGGAGUGCGACGAGGCCUUCGAGUCAGAAGAGGGCGACAUUGAGCCGUACCUGGAGGACGCAGAGAGCAGCAGGGAGCUCCUGGAGAGGCUGCGGGAGCUGGAGGCGGAGAACUCGGCCCUGGCCCUGGCGAACGAGAGCCAGAGAGAGGCGUACGAGAGGUGUCUCGAUGAGGUGGCCAACCAUGUGGUACAAGCCCUUCUGAACCAAAAGGACCUGAGGGAGGAGUGCAUUAAGCUGAAGAUGCGGGUGUUUGACCUGGAGAGGCAGAACAGGACCCUGACUGAGCUCUUCCACCAGAAGCUGCACUGCCAGCCCAGCUCCCUGCAGCAGAUGCCACUGGUUCCCUUCCCAGAGCACAGUGCUGAGCCGCUGCUCAUUGGCCAGGACAAGCCAGCAGCAGUACAGAGCGAUGGGCAGGCCAAGAGUGGUGGGGAUCGCACUCGAAAUGGCACGACAGGCGCCCCAGCUCCUCCGUCCUCUAUGGAGGCCCUGUCCCCCUUCUUCAAGAAGAAAGCGCACAUCCUGGAGGUUCUCCGUAAACUGGAGGAGUCCGACCCCCUGAAGUUCCAUCCGUCCACGGGCCUCCCCUCGUACCCCGACCUGGGGCAAGUUCUGGUCCCGGAGGAGGCGCCCCUGGCCCGCGGCGGCUCCGCCCCCCCGCAGCCGCGCUGCCGCCACUCCUGCUCGGACUCGGACCUGCAGGAGUACGCCAACGGCGAGGGGGCGUCGCUGCGCGAGGAGCGCGACGGCCGCCCGCCCCCCCUGCCGCUGACGCGGAAGAGCCUGGAGAGCGUGCUGCAGUGCGGCCGGGAGCCCGCCGCGCCCCGCCCCGCCCGCCGCGGCGCGGACCCCGCCGCCGGGGGCGCCCCGAGCCCGUCCCGCGCGCGCACCGUGCCAGAGGAGCGCCGCGGCGCCUCCCCGGGGCGCAAAGACUCCAAACCCGCCCGGGCGCACGCCCACCAGAGCAGCCCGCCCAGUGCAGGGCUCGGAGAUUCCCCACCGCCGGAGGACCCGCUGAGCUUGAGCCCCCCGGAAGGCCAGCUGUCCGGUGUGACCGACCUUCCUCUGAGCACAAAGCACACGGAUGGCGUGGCCUACCAGGGCCUGAGCUCUGCCGGGCAGGUCGCGGGGACGGAGGACCGCUACCUGGAAGUGGCUGCCGACGCGGCGGACGUGGAAGGCGGCUCGUCCAGCGCUACCUCGAACGCUCCUGCUCACGGGGUGACGGCCGGCCCCCGGGCCGCGUACCGCGAGCGCGACGGCGAGGACCAGGUCUGCAACGGCCUGUGCCUCCCCUCCGGCGAGGCGCCGCUUCCCCCGAAGGCGGUCGAGAGGAGCGCCGCGGAGACGGAGGCUCCUCCCGCCGGCAGGUCCAAACUCAGCCCGACGUCCCCGCCGUGCGUCGACGAGGCGAAGGGCUCGCCCGUCUCCUCCCCGUCCCGGCUGCUCAAGUUCCUGAAGAUACCGUCCAUCGGGGAGCGGGCGCAGGCCGCCAACCCGCUGCGCCUCAGCCCCCAGCUGACCCGCAGCUCCAAGAUCCCCUGCCGCAACAACAACUACGAGGUGUACCACUCCCCCGUCCUGGCCCGCAAGGCCACCACCGCCGAGCGGGACAGGCAGCCGCCGUCCCCCAAGGCCGACCCCUACCCCGCGACGCACUCCGCCCCCACCUCCCCGCCCAAGCCCGAGGACGCCGGCUCGCCCGUCGCCCGGGAGGUGUCCUACAGCAGCCACUCGGCGCCCAAAUCCAGCCGGGGCGCCAAGCUCGCGCCCUCGUCCCAGCCCCAGAGGGGCCUGCAGAAGGUGCCGCACUACGAGAACGUCUCCGACCUCUCCUGCCCGGCGGAGGGGGGGGCGCCCCAGUUCCUCGAUCGGCUGAAGGGGCCCCACUUUCUGCCCUACCCUCAGGGUGAGGACCCCGCGGACGGGCACGCUAGCACGUCGGAGGAGAAGAGCCUCGACGGUCUGUCGCCUCCCGCGGCUAAUCCGCCUUGCGAGCAGGACCAAGAGAGCGCCAUCUGGUACAAGAUCCAUAACCACCAUAGCCUGCCCUCCUCCUCAGGCUUCCUCAAAGCCCAGAGUAGCCCCAAUUACUCCAGCAUGAGGGACAAACAGCAUGACCGGGGUGCCCCUGACACUGCCCAGCCGGGCUCCGAACCUGUCCAAUCUCAGUCCGUCGCCAAGAGGAGCGACCCGCCCUCCAUUCCCAAAAAGCCAACCGCGGGCAAGUCCCCGAGCGAGUCCGGCCACCAUCCAUUCAAAGAGCGCCUGGCAGCUCUUGGCAAGCUCAAGAGCUCCGAGGAUUUGCCAGUUGGCCCCCUGCCUGUGGAUAGGAAGGACUUGCAGUGCGGGGGUAAAGUCACAUCUGGCAGCGGUGAGAAGAGCAAGACCGCGGAAAGGCAGGCUGACCGCGGCGAACACCGACACUCCAAGUACACGGACUCCCUGGAUGGCAAGCCGUACCCCAAAGCCAGCCUCGCUAGCUACGCGGUAAAGUUUCCCGGUCCCUGCGCGCCUUACGAACCUGGAGCCAGAUCCUCCGCCGGUGGCUCCUCCGUCCCUAAGGCGGAGCAGGAGACCUUUCCGCCGAGAGCGUUUGUAGCGAAGGCGGAGGGCGCGAAGUACAGGGCGGGCCUGCCGUCCGCCGCCCCCGACCCCCCUCAGGUACUGCGCAAUUACAUGAAAUGCGCCGCCGCCCAGAACCCCCCUCCCGGCAGCAAGGCGGGCCCCAGCCCCCAGAGCAGCCCCACGAAGGUUCCGUCCAAGUCCCCCUCCAAGCCCGGCCCGGCUCCCUCCGGCGCCCGCGGGCCCAGACCUGUCCAGGACGACCGCGCCGCCGCCGCGCCGAGGCCCUCGCCCCGGACCGAGGACAAGGGCAAGCUGACCGCCGGCAAGAAGAAGGGCUACGGCGAGAGCCUCCCGCCGCCGCCGCCGCGGCCCCCCGAGGCCGGCGAGGAGAGGAAGGCCUGCGCGCCCUGCCCUCAGUCCGCCAUCGAGCAGAAGGUGAUGAAGGGCAUCGAGGAGAACGUGCUGAAGCUGCAGGAGCAGGACCGCGGCCAGGCGGCCGAGGUCAAGCAGAAGGCCUCCAACGGCAUCGCCAGCUGGUUCGGCCUGCGCAAGAGCAAGCUGCCCGCCCUCAGCCGCAAGCCGGAGAUGUCCAAGCUCAAGCUGAACGUGUCCUCCGCCGCCAAGGACCCCAAGGCCGCCACCAAGAAGAAGCUGGAGGUGGAGAGCCUCAACAUCUCCAAGCUGAUGGAGAAGGCGGAGGACCUGCGCAAGGCCCUGGAGGAGGAGCGGGCCUACGUCAACGGCGUGGCCCUGGACCGGCCCGGCAGGGGCCACAGCUGCGAGGUGGUGAUGGACCAGGCCCAGGGCCAGCUGUCCGUCAUGUACAGGGGCGUGGCCUCCGACAACUUCAUGCAGCAGCUGCUGAACCGGGUGGACGAGAGGGACCCCGGCAGCUUCGGCCUGGCGCACCGGCGCCUCUCCUUCGACUCCAAGAAGUCCCGGCCCGUCAUCGGCUACCAGAGGAACGGCAUCAGCCACGCCCGGAGCCGGGAAGAGAUGGGAAAGGGUUCGGACCUGGUCAGCAAAGAGGACAUUGCUUCAGAGGAGAGCUUGGCCGAGUCCAUGGGCUCACAGCACUUUGCGGGUUCAGGUGCCUCCAUGCGCACCCUUGACAGCGGCAUCGGCACCUUCCCUCUGCCGGACUACGUAGGCGGUGCGGCGGGGAAAAGCAUCCCCAAGGCGAGGCCACAGGGGGAGCAGGAAUCUGCCUCCCACGGGAAACCGGGGCUCGUGACGAAGGUUCCGCGCAAGGCCCGGACGCUGGAGCGGGAGCUGUCGUCCCUGGAGGAGGUGAACCCCUCCGCCCUGUACGGUGCCUCCCUGGAGGGCAGGGGGCCCAGCAUCCUGCUGUCCAGCACCAUCCACGAAGAUGUGGACGCCUAUGGGGCACACAUGCGGUCUCCGCCCUCCAAGAACUGGACCUUCCCCAACCUGAAGGCGUCCACAGGUCCUGCUGACAUGUACCUGGGGGUCAAAGGGGAGGUGGAGCCUGCAGCCCAGGGAAGUCCUUUCAGGCAGGGUCUGAAGCCGUGCGUUCCUGUGCCCCCCCGCGAUGUGGAAGCCCCCGGCCUGGCACUGCCGCCCCAGAUGGGGCUCAGCCGGCGGGGCAAAGGCCGGACCCCCAGCGCUUCGGAGGUGGGCAAGGAGGGCGGCCUGGAGCUGGUGAAGGAGCGGCCGGACGACAUCCUGUCCCCCAGCCGGCCCCAGGCCCUGGAGACGCCCGAGUCCCUCAGCGACUCCCUGUACGACAGCCUGUCCUCCUGCGGGAGCCAGGGGUGACCGACGCCCCGCCCCACUUCCCGCCCCGCCCACCCCUCCCCUCCUCCCUGCCCUCCCCACGCCGCCACCGUCAAUCUGACGCCAGACCUCACCUCGGACUCCAUCGUACCGCACACACACGCCCCCUCGUCAGAUCCCUGCAGGUGUGCCCCAAGCCCCCAGGGAAGGAUCUGUGAAGGGGGGGGGGGGGGCAGGCCACACCUUGAUCCUCUCGAGUGGGCCCAAUCAGCGGUGGGGCGGGGGGACAGGGGGGUUAACGACAGAAGACAUGCAGGUUUUCACGUGCGACCGCCAAGGACAUGAGUCACGUUGGCGGACAGAAGAUAUGCGUGGACAUGCCCCCCCCGCCCGCCCCCAUUCUCGCUGUGGCCCCUGUGGAUAACAAGCUGCCGCUUUGCUGCAGGCGGACAUGCACUUCCCCCUCCCCCCCCCCGACUCCUGUGUGCUGGACAGGCGUUGCUUACGCACCCUGACAAGGCCGCUCCUCUCGGCCACUCUGACGCGCGCGAGACUUGUGUGGAGUCCCCUUCUUGAGAGCGGGAGAGUUUGUUUCCGUUACUUUUGUCUUCGCUGACACACAGUGCAGUUCAGAGGCAGUAUUUUCAAUGUCUUACCCAGGAGCCGCUGGGCCGUCUGUAGCCGCCGUUAUCGCUGACCCGCCGCACUGUUGCACUGGAGGCCUUUCACUGCAGACUGACUCAGGCCAGCAGUGCAACUGCCUGCCCCAGGUAGGAGAACAGCUUUGCCCAAAGCACGGUCCGUGCAAACUGGGGGCAAGAAGUAUUCAUUCCGUGUGAAAUAGCACAGCCAGAAAGUGUCGCUAACGUGCUCGUGCCUAGCUAGGCUGCACAGUCACGUUCGCAUAUCGCCAGCGGAUCGCGCUAGCGUACAACGGUUUUAGCACGAUUCCGCGUAUUACCUAGCCCCUUUCCCCCCUAAAUCCUUUUGCUGUUGUUUCUCUAAAAACGGAAUGACGAAAAGCACAAGCAUCAGGAUGUACUUUGUCCGUUAUAAGCUAGCACACGAAUGCACAAAUUUGGCGAGCGGCUUUGCUCACGUAUUGAAGACGAGCGGCGCUCCGGCUAGCCGCUAACGUAGGCUGCCCCGGAAACGCUGGAUUCCGCGGUCUGCAGUGUUUUGAGCGACCGGUGGGGCUCCCGUCCCGCUCGAGGCCGCCAUUUUACGUCUGAACUUCAGACGGAGGAAGUUCAGGCCGCCAUUUUGGAUCGCGUUAGAGCAGCACAAAGACAGGCUGGGUGGGUCAGCAGAACCAGGCUUAUGAACGCGGAAGGCCGGUGCCAUGCAGAUGUGCUCUACGUUUGGUUUAAUUUAUUUUAUUUUUUAUCGGUAGAUAGCGUGAAAAUAUUGCAAAAUAGGCUUCCAUUUAUUUGAUAUUUUUUAAUUGUUUUGAAAUGUGAAUGUCACUGUUUUCCACUCAUUUUGCUUUGUUCAUUUUAUAAUUAUUAUUUUUUAACUUAAAAGAAAAAAAAAUGUUUUUUGGUGCAUAGAAGCUGUGGCCGUGGUUCCACCAAAUAAAGGUGUUACUGUCUGCA
Anguilla rostrata (American eel) is the source of this 6525-nucleotide messenger RNA. Its product is annotated as nck-associated protein 5-like. Gene Ontology annotation, biological process: microtubule bundle formation; microtubule depolymerization. Lineage: Eukaryota; Metazoa; Chordata; Actinopteri; Anguilliformes; Anguillidae. The transcript is spliced from 14 exons. Bases 602 to 4972 code for a protein of 1456 amino acids. The record is from RefSeq and is a predicted model, not a curated record. Gene Ontology annotation, cellular component: microtubule plus-end.